This is a messenger RNA of Temnothorax curvispinosus, 960 nucleotides long. Its product is annotated as SCAN domain-containing protein 3-like. Gene Ontology annotation, molecular function: nucleic acid binding. Gene Ontology annotation, biological process: DNA integration. Bases 1 to 960 code for a protein of 319 amino acids. The record is from RefSeq and is a predicted model, not a curated record. The transcript has a single exon. Lineage: Eukaryota; Metazoa; Arthropoda; Insecta; Hymenoptera; Formicidae.
AUGUGGCCAGGCUUGAAACUUGUGCACGGAAAGCCUCGUCAUUCCCAAAGUCAAGGAUCUGUGGAAAGAUCUAAUCAAGAUGUGCGAGACAUGUUGGUAGCAUGGAUGUUAGAUAAUAAUACGAAACAAUGGUCAGAGGGUCUAAGGUUUAUUCAAAGCAAAAAAAAUCGCUCACUACAUGAAGGAAUAAAGAAAAGUCCUUACGAAGCCAUGUUUGGCAUGAAACAAAGAAUCGGAUUAGCAGAUUCUUCACUGGAAAAGGAAACAUAUGAAUCAUUGGAAACAGAAGAAGAUUUGGAAAGAAUAUUGGAUGGGAUAACAACUGGACCAGAUAAUGAAACAGAAGACAAUUUGUACAAUACAGAUUUAUGUGCUAUUUGUGAAGAAUGUGGGAUUCUCGUAACAUGCCAAAAAUGUAGUCUUAAGGUACAUGUAAAAUGUGGAAUUGAAACUGAAGAUCAAGUCGUAUGUAGCCGUUGCAACAGAACUGAUGCAAUCAGAGAUCAACGUGAAGAUGCUAAAUCCGGAUUGGAGAAACAAGCUGCAAAAAUGUUAUCUUUGUCUUGCCAAAAACUUCCUCCUGUUGAGGUAGGUCAAAACGUCGUAGUUAAAGUUCCAGAUGUUGACAGGGGAAGACUUGCUCCCAGAAAUGUGCUGCCUGCGGUUUUAAGCGUUAAUGAAUGUGGUUUGUAUAAGUUGGGAACAAAAAAUGGAGAGCUAGAAAGACUUUAUAGUAGAAAUGAAUUCACGUUUGCCGAUUCCAAUUUUAUCAAACUAUCAGAAGUCCCUAGCACGUUAUUAAAUUUGAGACAAGCUUCAGUUCUCGCGUCAGGGUCAAAACAAGGAUUUGUUAUGUGCAAUUGCAAGCGUUAUUGUAUUUCUAAAAAGUGCAAUUGUCGGUCCAAAGAAGUUCUCUGCAAUUCAAAAUGUCAUAACAACAGCGAGUGCAAGAACAAAUAA